AUGGGAGCAAAUAGCUCGAGAGAAACUACUGGCUCCACCGCAUCAGGUGCAGCAUCGCCUCAGAAGUACUCAGAUCUGGUUGACCUGGGUUCAUUGCUACCAUGUGGGCUGUAUCCCAACUCUCCACAGGAUUACGACUAUCGUAGCAUUCGCAAGUUAAUCAUUGACCGUCGAAUAGCUCCAUUUUACAAGGGCUUGAACGACGUUCCAGAUAUAGAAGAGGAAGCUCAGAAGCAGCAGCCACCUGUAUCGAACGGAGUUGUAGAGUCGCUCUCUGUACCAGUGGCUGUGCCGCAGGCAUCUUCAUCCACUUCGACGGCAACGACAAAGAAGAGUCCUGUGGUUGGCCGGCCCAGAAGUGCUUCUAGUAGUAGUGUAAAUAGCGCUGGUAGACCCACAGGGCAGUCUUUGGCUGUGGACACUGCCAAGGAACGCCAGCGAGCACUCAUAGAGCGCAUGAAGGCAAGAGAAAAGAUUCUAUACAACGAUGCUGUAGAAUGCCCCAUCUGUUUCUUGUACUAUCCCUCCAAUAUUAAUCAGUCAAGAUGUUGUGAUCAACCAAUUUGCACUGAAUGUUUUAUUCAAAUCAAAAGACCAUCAGAAACGCCAGCUACGCCUGCUUCAUGUCCAUUCUGCGUGGAGGAAAAUUUUGGGGUUAUCUAUAAACCUCCUCAGUGGAGCCAAGUCUUUGAGCGAAACCAUUUGUUAAAGGAUGGGGAGCCGAUGAAAGCAGUCCCAAUUCGCAACGGAGCUACACAUACGACAUCUGGUAAAGGAACUGGUACCAGUAAACCACGAAGACAAAGCGUGAGUCACAAAGAUCCUGAGGUUGUCCUUGUUG
Molecule: messenger RNA, 841 nt
Organism: Umbelopsis ramanniana AG
Lineage: Eukaryota; Fungi; Mucoromycota; Umbelopsidomycetes; Umbelopsidales; Umbelopsidaceae
Exons: 4
Cellular component (GO): cytoplasm
Source: RefSeq, a predicted model, not a curated record